Mollisia scopiformis is the source of this 2631-nucleotide messenger RNA. RefSeq names its product WD40 repeat-like protein. Bases 165 to 2360 code for a protein of 731 amino acids. Gene Ontology annotation, molecular function: RNA polymerase II general transcription initiation factor activity; protein binding. NCBI's taxonomy places the organism in Eukaryota, Fungi, Ascomycota, Leotiomycetes, Helotiales, Mollisiaceae. Gene Ontology annotation, cellular component: transcription factor TFIID complex. Gene Ontology annotation, biological process: transcription initiation at RNA polymerase II promoter. The record is from RefSeq and is a predicted model, not a curated record. The transcript has 4 exons.
GUUUCUCAUCUUUCAUCAAAUUUCUCUCAUCUACCAAAUCCCCAUUGAACGCGAUAUAGUCAUAUCAUUUAUAUCCUCGAAGCAAUUUGAUUCGACAUUCGAUGAAUGAGAAGGAGCAGGGCUGUUGUAGAAAGGGUGCAUGAGUGAUGAAAUACUAGGUGACGAUGUCAAAUCACCAAUCUCAAGGUCCCGGAAAUGGACCUCCAAGUGCUGGAAUGUCGAUGCAACAUCAAUCUGGAGGUCAAGCACCUUCAUCGCAGGGCCAAAAUCUGUCGCAACAGAAUUUGAAUCAAAUUGUCAUCGAGUAUCUUGUCAAGAAGGGAUACAACAGAACUGAACAAACUCUCCGUGCCGAGUCGGCUCAUGUCGACAAGGACGGUAGACCUCUCCAAGACAGACCGGACGAGCACGGUUAUGGGAAAUACGCGAAGGCCUACACUCUCAUUCGUGACUGGGCCGAGGGCAAUCUGGAUGUAUACAAAUUCGAAUGCCGCCGCUUGUUAUGGCCCAUGUUUGUGUAUUCCUAUCUUGAGCUCAUCAUUCAUGACGGAUCCAGCGAGGGCGAGAAAUUCUUCACCGCCUUCAGUUCCUCAUUUGAAAAGGUCCACGGCGAUGAACUCCGAACCCUUGAGACCAUCAAACUCCAACAACAUGUCUUCGACAAUUCUUUGACCAAACUUUACCGAAACAAUAAAUACAGAAUUCCACUUAAUACUCAUGUUUACUUCGGGCUUACAACAUUCCUAGAGCAGAAGGACACCCCCGUCGAUGGUGGCAGGACGAUUCUCUACCUCUUGCAAAGCUACUGCGAACUUCGAGAGACACAACGCGGACCGCUUGAUCAAUUCAGCUUCGACGCCAUUGUAAACAAGACACGAGCUCAGAACGUUGACGACUUGGAUUUGCAAGAAGGUAUUGAGGGCGCUUUCACUGGAGUGAGCAAUAAGGACAUCAUGGAUAAUACGACGCCAUUAAAGCUUGGCUUGAUGGCAAUGGAGCAUGAUCUCGCUUCAGACGUCCGAGCCGAGCUUGAAGAUGAGGAUAUCAAAAACCCACCCCACUCCGGAAAAUCUACGCUAGUCGAAGAAUUCGAUCACACCAUCAAGAGGGAAGAUAGCACAGACGCACCAUCUCGCAGCGAAAUUCCUCUACCGCCAUCACGAGCUCGCGACGUUAUGAUGGAGGUUCAGAAGAUCAAGGAAUACAGAGAUCGAUUCAAGAUCGAAGGUCGUACGGGUGGAGUAGGACCGGGAAUCUCCGUAUGCAUGUGGACUUUCCACAAUUCCAUGGACUCCAUCACUUGCAUUGAGUUCUCCGAUGAUACCAACCUUGUAGCCUGUGGAACCGAGGAAUCAUACAUUCGUGUUUGGCAUGCUCAUGGUGAAGUUCUGCAUUCCAGCCUUGCUGGUGAACCGUCAACCUCGCGUCGUCUCAUCGGUCACUCAGGUCCGGUCUACAACGUGUCUUUCUCUCCAUCAAUUGAAAGUCCUGAAGAUGCCGGUUCCCCGACUCCCUCUACCGCCCCCCAACUCCUCCUCUCUGCAUCUGCCGAUAAGACAGUUCGUCUUUGGUCCCUGACCUCCUGGACUUGCUUGGUGGUCUUCAAAGGCCACGAGGGACCUGUUUGGAAUGUCAGAUGGGGCCCACACGGUCAUUACUUUGCCACCUGUGGCUGGGACAAGACCCUUCGAGUUUGGGCUCAAGAUCACAUCUCUUAUCUUCGCUUGAUGGUCGGUCACGACACUAGCGUCAAUCAGAUUGCUUGGCACCCCAACGGAGCAUACGUCUUCUCUGCCAGUGAUCAAGCCGACAAGACAGUUCGUAUGUGGUCAUUCGUUACUGGUGAUUGUGUCCGUGUAUUCUCUGGCCAUACCGAUAUGAUCAGUGCUUUGGAGUGCAGUCCAAGCGGAAAGAUUCUUGCUUCUGCCGAUAAUACCGGAUGCAUCAUUCUCUGGGACCUUGCCAAGGGUACCAUGAUCAAGCGUUGCAGAGGUCAUGGCAAAGGUGGCGUUCAUUCUCUUACCUUCAGCGUCGAGUCAACGGUUCUAGUUUCCGGUGGAUCUGACGGCACCGUUCGUGUCUGGGAUGUGAAGCUUCCUACCGAUCCUCAUCCAACUGGUGACGGAGAUACUCUACCUACCAAUGCCGCAAAUGAUGCAGCUCGCAUCACCAACGGUACAGCCUCGGGCACUCAACCAAAUGCUAAUGCUGCUACCGCAGCUGGAAGCAAGAAAAAGGGCAAGGACACGACGAUCACUCCUGAUCAGAUCAGUGCGUUCCCGACUAAGAAAUCUCCUGUCUACAAGGUUAAGUUUACUCGUAUGAACUUGGUCAUGGCCGGCGGUCUCAACUUGGGUUAAGCGGUUGUCUGAGCCUCCUUUUGGGGGGCGACUUGGGUUGUGGAGCUUGGAGUUGGAGUGGUUUCCGAAUUGCAAAAAUGGUGAUGGCAGUUUGCGAGAAGACUGCUUCUCUUACACUCUGGGUACAUAUGUCAUCGACGUUGCAUGCAUGGGAGGAUAUUAUGGCGUACAGCAGUGCGGGAAAUCAGAAUACCAAGGUUCACUAGUCGUACUCGAUUCUCUGCGCACAAAAUAAAGAUUCUUCAUUGCAUACCUCUAUCUUUGUGGUCCG